Owenia fusiformis is the source of this 2489-nucleotide messenger RNA. NCBI's taxonomy places the organism in Eukaryota, Metazoa, Annelida, Polychaeta, Sabellida, Oweniidae. The record is from the annotation of a GenBank genome assembly.
CGGAGAUCAGUCAGACACCCUUGAUCGAUAGAGUGUACCGAAUAACUUCAUACCAUGUAUCUUCGACACGAUUGGUUCAAAGUUUAGUUUCUGGUCACGUGGUCUAUAGCAGCAGACGAUCUUUAUCACUUCUUCAAAAUGGAUGGAAAGGAAACGAGCAGGACUUAUGUUCUUCACAUUAGAAUUCUUUAUGGUUGUAUAUUAACGUUAUCACUAUCGACAUUUUGUGCGUUGUGGAUAUGUUUUUCUGAAAUACAUAAUCUGAAACUUCGGUGCGAUUUUCUAAGACAGAAAAAUGACAAUUUCGCUGAAUUUAUCAAUGUUGACAGUACACAACCAACGUUUACACAGACUGCCACUCAUAAUGAAGAUGAAGGCAUGUUUGAUGUUAAUGAUCAGACUGUAAGACAGAGGAAUAAAAGGUCUAUACAACUAAAAGAUCUAAUGGAGGAAGGUUCCGGGGAUGACGACCAACAAUGGGUGUGGAUGUCAGCAUAUUCUAGAAUUCCGAUACAUGUGCUACAUGAUUUCUGCAAUGCUACAAAGACGUAUUGUGCAGCAGAGGGCCCAAUGGGACCACCUGGAUUACCUGGGAUAGAUGGGUCACCAGGGAUGCAUGGAUCACCAGGUGUGCCAGGGAAACAAGGGGAACCUGGUGCACAAGGUCCUCCUGGAUUGGAUGGUACCCUGGGAGAGAAGGGUGCAAAAGGAGAUAUGGGCGAGUUGGGGCUGCCAGGUUUGAAUGGUGUGGGUUUUCAGCGUCUAAAAAGGCACAUUGAAACCAGAUUUACGAGGGAAGAUCAACACUGUAAGCGAAGGAAAUGUCAAAAAGGUGAGAAAGGAGAUUCGGGUAUUCCAGGAAUACCAGGAGUCCAGGGUCCCAAAGGAGACAGGGGUGAUUGGGGACCACCAGGAAUACAAGGACAACAUGGGGAACCUGGACCUAAAGGUCACCGUGGCCCGAGAGGUGUAGAUGGAGUGAUGGGAACUAGAGGUUUUAAUGGAACAGAUGGCCUACCAGGUAAACCAGGCCCACAAGGCCCUCCAGGGCCACCGGGUGCACCAGGAGGAAUGCAAGGAGCCGAGGGUCUAAAAGGGAGACGUGGAAGACGUGGGCCUGAGAAACAAGGCACAAAGGGAGAGCUCGGGCCUAGGGGACCCCCGGGACCCCCUGGCUCUGUUAUCAACUGUUCAUGCAGGAAAGGAGAGAAAGGGGACAGGGGAGACAAGGGACAUAGAGGCAUGGUUGGAUUCCUUGGAUACAAGGGAGAGAGAGGUGAAGUGGGGCCACCAGGACCUCCUGGGAAACAAGCUAUCAGUUAUGUGACGAUAGAUGGUGAGACUAUACCAGGGCCUGUAGGAAUAGCAGGACCACCUGGGCCAGCUGGACCAAGAGGAUACAAGGGAGAAAAAGGCAAUAUAGGGGUACCUGGUGUAUGUGAGAGUACCACACUGACAACCAUACCUACUACUACUACCACAACAACAAGAAAAUUACGGCCUGUAGUUAAGCCAGGAGAAAUCAGACAACCGAGGCCGGGUCGUAAAAACACUGCUGAUUUAACCCAUGUAUCCUAUUUACUAACAACUUUAGCCCUAGCAUUGCAUCUAAUGUGGCAACAACUACUGUAGAACCAACCUUUGAGCCAAGAGAAAAUAAUUGUCAGCUAGCUGUGAUUGGAAAGCCGAUCUUCAUGAGGUCAACAAACACAUUCUGGGGAGCAUGGAUGCAAGACCCUGAUCCCCCAAGUUCCGCAUUUGAGAGAAAAUAUUGGUUCACACGACAUUUUGAUGGCAAACUUCUCUACGAAUAUAACUCCAAGGACUCAUUUGUUAAGGAUAAAUUGGAUAACACCCAUGAGUUGGAUGAUUUAUAUUUCGGAACCGGGAAUGUCGUUUAUCAGGGUGCUUUUUACUACCAUCAAUCAGGGUACAAUGUUAUUGCAAGAUAUGAUUUAACCCUGGAGAAAAAAACAGCAAAAGUGAAGCUACCACGGGCUGCUUACACUGGGAAAGACUUUGUCUACUCUACAGAAUAUAAUUAUUUUGAUAUGGCCGUUGAUCAAAAUGGACUCUGGGUUAUAUACGGAACCCAGGGUUCUAAAAACAAACUCAGAGUAAGCAGGCUGGAUCCCAAUACAUUAGAAAUUCAAAAAACAAUAAUUAUAAAGAUCCGUCACAGUGAAUAUGGCAAUGGGUUUAUCAUGUGUGGACUUCUAUAUCUUGUACGGGAUACCCAUGCUCAGGUGACGCAAAUUGAUUUUGUGUAUGACCUUUGGACCAAAGAGAAAUUAAACAUGUCACCGUUGAGGUUCACAAAUCCUUAUAAAAUGAACAAUAUGAUUUCUUAUAACUACAGAAAACAAGAAAUAUAUGGAUGGGACAAGGGAAAUCAAAUUAGAUACCCAAUUAGGUUAUAGGUAUAAAAAUACUCAGAUACAUGCGUAUCUCAGAGAGCACCUCAAUAAUAAUAUACUUUCUAAUAUUUU